Didymodactylos carnosus is the source of this 358-nucleotide messenger RNA. The record is from the annotation of a GenBank genome assembly. NCBI's taxonomy places the organism in Eukaryota, Metazoa, Rotifera, Eurotatoria, Philodinida, Philodinidae.
AAUCAAGGUAAGUAGCUUCAACCUAAGAUUAAAAUACUUGUAUUUGACUGUUUUAGGUAGUAGUGCUGGUUCAACUGCCCGAGCUGUGUCGUGCGAAGCAUUCGAUGGCUAUAAACGAUCUUCAAAACCGACCGGUGGCUAUGGGUUCCAAAUUGAAAAAUCUGAAUUAUUUUUACUUGGUGGUACUACUGGUGCAAAUAUGACAUCGAUACUAUUCAAGUAUGCAGCGCGCGGUAUAUGUGAUGGCUGCGAAAAUCGUUUUUUGUAUGCUGUUGUGAAAAAUGGUAUUGUUGAUUAUGACGAAAGACAAGAACGUCUUUCUGGAGCGACAAAGAACCUGUUAGGAAGUAUAACCUAA